Molecule: messenger RNA, 1803 nt
Organism: Lates calcarifer (barramundi perch)
Lineage: Eukaryota; Metazoa; Chordata; Actinopteri; Centropomidae
Product: CCN family member 1
Exons: 5
Coding region: 165-1277 (370 amino acids)
Biological process (GO): signal transduction
Cellular component (GO): extracellular region
Molecular function (GO): protein binding
Source: RefSeq, a predicted model, not a curated record
CAUUCCUAUCAUAGUUUCAGGACACCUCUUCAGCGUGUAUAAAAAGGAGAUGGGGACUACUAAAAGAGGGAGAGCGAGCACUCGUCAACUCACUGCCAGGUCUGGCGGCACGAUAAACAGACAGAAGAUUAUUCACUCAGGAAAGACAGCUUCAGCUUGUGAAGAUGUGGAGAGACUUUGUCGUCAUGAUCCUCUGUGUUACACUGGUGUCAGCCUCAUGCCCGAAGGACUGCCGGUGUCCCCCUCAAGUCCCCACGUGUGCAGCAGGAGUCAGUCUCAUGCUGGACAGCUGUGGAUGCUGUAAAGUUUGUGCUCGGCAGCUGUUUGAAGACUGCAGCAGGACACAGCCAUGUGACCACACAAAGGGACUGGAGUGCAACUUUGGAGGUGGAUUUGGUUCUGAUAAGGGCAUCUGUCGAGCUAAAUCAGAUGGGAGAACCUGCGAGUACAACAACAAGAUUUACCAGAACGGGGAGAUCUUCCGUCCAAACUGCAAACACCAGUGCACCUGCAUGGACGGUGCUGUUGGAUGCGUCUCCCUGUGUCCACGUGAGCUCUCGCUGCCCAGACUGGGCUGUGCCAAACCCAGACGGGUCAAGGUACCGGGACGCUGCUGUGAACAACUUGUCUGCCCCGGGAAAGCAGAGCCAGAAGGCUCAGCAGGGAAGAAGCACAGGAAAAAGGACGGCAAAGACAGAGCAUCUCAAGACGACCUCACCGACACAAAUGAGUUGGCUCCUUGGUGGAGAGGAGAGUCUUUAGCUGCUUUCAGGAGUCUCCCAUUGGGCCAUAUGGUUGCCAAAGGAGGAGUCAAGUGUGUGUCUCAGACCACAGCCUGGUCACCUUGCUCCAAAUCCUGUGGCACCGGAGUGUCCUCGAGGGUGACCAACAGCAAUGCCCAGUGCAAACCGGUGAAAGAGACACGGAUCUGUGAAGUCCGCCCGUGCAAACGAAUGACCGUCGUCAGAUUGAAGAGAGGUCAGAAAUGUAACCACAUAGAAAAGGCCAGCCGUCCAGUUAAACUGUCCUACUUGGGCUGCCGUAGCCUUAAAAAGUUCCAGCCCAGAUACUGCGGGUCUUGCGCAGACGGGCGAUGCUGCAGGCCUCGCCAGACCCAGACGACACCAGUGCGCUUCAGAUGCAGAAAUGGAGAAACCUUAAGCAGGAUGGUGAUGAUGAUCGAGUCUUGCAAGUGCAACCUCGACUGCUCGGACGGGAAGGACAAGACACCUGCCCUCUACAGACUUUUGAAUGACAUACACACACUGAAAAUGUAAAAAUUCAAGUGGAAAUAAGAUCUUUCAAGUGUUCAAAAAUUGCACUGUGAGGUUGCAGCCACCUAGUAGAAUGAACUGUACUGUUCAUGAUUUUGCUUCGUAACACUGGAGCUGUUUGGUUUUGCUUCUUUGUGAAGCUGUUGUUUUAUAUAUUGCCAAAAUUCUUAUUUUUCUAGUAAAACUUGUAAUGUAUUGCUCUCCACUUUUAUUUUAUUGACAUACAUAAUUAAACCUCUCUUGACAAGACAUACCACAUGUGAGCAUGAAAAUGACGAUGGCAGCUACUAAAUGAGUCAUUACACAGUAUGUCGCCAUGUUUCUGUUGAUUUACUGUACUUAACCUUUUUAUUUAUAAGACUUUGUUUCACACUUCACUUAAUGUAUUCUUAUAUUUACUAUAAUAUUGGUUUGACAUCCUGUUCUCUACACUUGCUUGUCUAUGUAAAAGUGCUGAAAUAUGACUGGAGCCUGCCACAUUGUCAAUUUUAUCAUUCUGUUUUUCACAAAUAAACAAAAGAAAAACUCA